Penicillium waksmanii is the source of this 630-nucleotide messenger RNA. Its product is annotated as DUF2306 domain-containing protein. The coding region runs from base 1 to 630 and encodes 209 amino acids. The transcript has a single exon. The record is from RefSeq and is a predicted model, not a curated record. NCBI's taxonomy places the organism in Eukaryota, Fungi, Ascomycota, Eurotiomycetes, Eurotiales, Aspergillaceae.
AUGAAGAAGACUCGAUCUCAAGGUGCCUCUGCAUCAUUACGCUGGUGGAUUAUGGCAAUCCCUGCUUUGCCAGUCAGCGCUUACGCCUUCUAUUUCAUAUUUUACACUCCACCAGGCAGCAUCCGCACGAGAACACGUCUACUAUCAUCAAUUCACGGCUAUAUCCAUAUUAUCGCAGGUGGUGUGGCAAUGAUCCUGGGUCCAACCCAAUUCGUCGAGAGAGUUCGCCGAUUAUAUCCUUCGGUACAUCGAUGGGUCGGACGGGUUUACGCGGCAGCCAUUUUCGCUAGUGGUCUCUGUGGUCUACAAGUCUCCAUGAACAGCAACGCAUACCCCAUCGGUGAUUAUGGAUUUGCGAUUUUAGCCAUCUUGUGGAUGGCGACGAUGACCAUGGGCCUUCGCACUAUCUGGAGUGGGGAUGUACCUGGUCACAGGGACUGGAUGACACGGAAUUUCGCGUUGACAUAUGCUGCUGUGAUGCUACGCUGGCAGCUUGCGCUUAUGAUAUACUCUGGAUUGACGCUGUCGGGGGCUUUGACCAUUGCGGCCUACUCUUGUUGGAUUCCAAAUUUUAUUUUUGCGGAGUGGUACAUUGGGAAGAGGAAGAAUCGGAAGUUGGCUAUCGAGUAG